AAAUUUUUGGAGGAAAAUGGAGUCAACCUGAAUGAAGUCGAGAUAUGAAAGGCAAAUGAUGACUACGAGAGUUAUGAAAGCGGAAAACCUGCUAAAGAUUGGUCUACAACUGAAGUUUCGUCAGUCUCAGAUUCCAUCCAACCUGAUCUUCCCUUUGAAAACGAAAAAGACCCUUCUUCAGAAGCAACCGAAGCUUCUCAAGCUGAAACUAAAGUCGCGUACAAGAGGAUGCUCUCUGGUGGUCUUCAGAGCCCUAAAGCAGAUGUCCCGAAGAGGGAAAUAUUACAAAGGAUUAAUUCCAAGAAGGCCGCUAGUUCAUAUCAAUUGGGUCAACAACUCUCCCUCAAAUGGUCAACUGGUGCUGGCCCCAGAAUCGGAUGUAUUGCUGACUACCCUGUUGAAUUGAGAUUACAGGCAUUGGAACUUACUAACCUCUCGCCACGAACUUGUCAAGAAUCGUCGACCCCAGGGAGGAUUGCUGUUAUUUCUUCACCUACAGUUUGCAGGCAAAACUUAGUAAUGGAAAUAUAACAAGCUCGACUUUCACUCCCCUGUUUUUAGCUUCUCUCCUACCAUUUCUCCUACAGUGUAUUGUGUUGUGUAUUCGCACAUUCUGCUGACAUUUAUUUUACAAUCUCAGCACUGUAGUCUGAUCUGUCCCUGCCUGCAUUUCUUCAUAGUUAAGUAGCAUUUGCUGUCAAUAAAUGAAGACGGGUUUUUCAAGCUCCA
Molecule: messenger RNA, 729 nt
Organism: Olea europaea var. sylvestris
Lineage: Eukaryota; Viridiplantae; Streptophyta; Magnoliopsida; Lamiales; Oleaceae
Exons: 2
Coding region: 32-406 (124 amino acids)
Source: RefSeq, a predicted model, not a curated record